UCCUCCGCCGUCCUCCGUGACCGAGGGAGCCCUGCCCGGUCGUGCCAAAUCUGAUCCCCUACUACGCUGCCCUCGAUGGGGCGCGUGAGUCCUCUCCACCACCCGGCGAGGAGGCUGCUGCCGCUGCUCUUCCCGCGGCCGACGAGGGGAUUCUCAUCCUCCUCGCGCGAGCCGCUCCACGUCUGCGUCGUCGGCAGCGGCCCCGCCGGGUUCUACACGGCAGACAAGAUGCUUAAGGGACAUGAAAGAGCACAAGUCGAUAUAAUUGAUAGGCUGCCAACACCUUUUGGCUUAGUCCGUUCUGGAGUGGCUCCAGAUCAUCCAGAAACAAAGAUUGUGGUAAAUCAAUUUUCUCGUGUAGCUGCAAAUGGCCGCUGUUCAUUCUAUGGGAAUGUAACACUUGGAAGGGAUUUAUCUCUAUCAGAGCUUCGGAAGAUAUACGAUGUUGUUGUUCUUGCUUAUGGUGCCGAAAGUGAUAGAUCACUUGGUAUUCCUGGGGAGGAUCUGAAGGGAAUACAUUCGGCUCGAGAGUUUGUGUGGUGGUAUAACGGACACCCAGACAUGUGCAACUUGGCACCUGACUUACAAAGUACAGAUUCUGCUGUUGUUCUAGGACAGGGAAAUGUUGCUCUUGAUGUUGCCCGUAUUCUUCUUCGCUGUACAUCUGAGUUGGCUGCUACCGAUAUUGCAGAUUAUGCUUUGGAUGCUCUCCGUGACAACACAAUAAGGAAGGUAUAUUUGGUUGGGCGAAGGGGCCCAGUACAGGCAGCGUGCACAGCAAAAGAACUACGAGAAAUUUUAGGUUUGAAAAAUGUCUGUGUUUUCAUCAAGGAGUCUGAUCUUAUAACCUCACCUGCAGAUGAGGAGGAGAUCAGGAAUAAUAGAAUUCAAAGAAGGGUGUAUGAGCUGCUAUCUAAAGCUGCAACCACGCAUAAAGGAAUCAAUAGUAAUAACCAAAAGGAGCUUCACUUUGUUUUUUUUAGGAGACCUACCAGAUUUCUCCCAUCAGAAGAUGGUUCCUCUGUUGGCGCUGUGCAACUUGAAAAGACUUGCUUAAAAGAUGACGGAAUGGCUGGAAAGCAGGUGGCCGUUGGAACUGGUGAGUUUGAAGAUCUAAAAUGUGGAUUGGUCUUGAAAAGCAUUGGAUACAAAUCCUUGCCAGUAGAAGGUUUGCCCUUCGACAAAUACAGAGGAGUUGUGCCAAAUUUGAAGGGCAGGGUUUUGAGUAGUGAAUCUGACAGUGCCACAGUGGAACCAGGGCUGUAUGUGGUGGGAUGGUUAAAGAGAGGGCCAACUGGCAUAGUUGCCACAAAUCUCCAUUGUGCCGAAGAAACAGUGGCUAGCAUACUUGAAGAUAACAAUAAGGGGUUGUUCAUGGGAUCUUCUGAUGCAAAAAGGCUAGGCAGGAGGGGACUCCUUGAGAUUCUAGAACAAAAGAGCAUCCGUUUUGUGCCCUUCGAUGGCUGGGAAAAAAUUGAUAAUAAGGAAAAGUUAGCAGGUGAGCUGAAGAACAAACCUAGAGAGAAGAUCACAUCCUGGAAUGAACUGAUGAUGGCUGCAAACUAGGGAUGAAGUGAGGGCAUUGCUCUUGCAAUUUUGUUCUCUUUCAUGUAUCAUAGAAUUACAUUAAUUUAAUAGGACUAGUGCUGCACUAUAGAGACACCAGGAAUAAAGUUCUCAAUUGACUUUGGCAUAGUAAACGGGAAAAAACUAGAAGGGAAAGCUGUAACAAGUAUAGUAUUGCAACAACCUGCAAAAAUGAUCGAUUUCUUCUCAUACGAA
This is a messenger RNA of Oryza brachyantha (malo sina), 1782 nucleotides long. RefSeq names its product NADPH:adrenodoxin oxidoreductase, mitochondrial. Bases 76 to 1566 code for a protein of 496 amino acids. The record is from RefSeq and is a predicted model, not a curated record. Gene Ontology annotation, molecular function: oxidoreductase activity. Lineage: Eukaryota; Viridiplantae; Streptophyta; Magnoliopsida; Poales; Poaceae. The transcript has 13 exons.